AUAAUCUAGUAAACUUUUAGUGGAAGGUAUUUGGCUCAUCAUUUACAUUACAUGUUUCAUCUGUAAAGGAGAAAUAUGAACAUUCCGCUCAGCGCACUUCGUCCGGGUUUCGUACCACCUAAUUCUUCAUCAAACGGAAGCACCUUCCUCAUCCGUCGUGAUUAUUUAUCCAAGCUAGAAUGGCCGAACUUGGUCCAUGUCAUAUACCCCGUCAUAAUACCGAUGUUGCUAAUUCUUGGCAUCAUCGGGAACUCGUUGACAAUUGCUGUGUUGUGGCACAAAAAGAUGCAGUCCUCGACAACAAUCCUGUUGUUCCGAGCCCUCGUUAUCACGGACAUGGCGGUCACUUUGGUAUGGUCACUGAAUGCAGUUUCGGAAUAUUAUCUUUUCCAGAUACCGGAAGGUAAUUCCUAUUACCUGGACGUGUUAUACCCGUGUAUUUACAUUGUUCUUCUCUAUGUUAUAUACUUCUUUCGUGGAAUCAACAUCUGGAUCACAAUAACGCUUUGCGCUGAAAGGUUCAUCUUCGUCUGCGUAUUUCACAAAGCAAACGUUCUUUGUACCAAGAAAAGGGCCACUAUUGUCCUUGCAAUCAUUGUAGUUUUCUUCUUCGUGUUCAGCAUCCAGCAACUUAUUGAAUUUGAACCAGUUAGUUAUCCAUGCUACGGUGAACUGUGUUACAUUAAUUAUUUAACUGUUGUUGGAAAAGCAUUUUAUGAUUCAAAGGUACCAUUUUGGUUAAACUUGCUAAUGUACAACAUUUUACCGACUCUUCUGCUUGGAUCGCUUAGUAUUCCUAUUAUAUGUAAACUCUGUAUAACAUACCGGAAGCGUGUUAGGAUGAUGAGUACAUCGCCAGGAACUCUUCAGAGCAAGGAGACGAAUGUGACUAUUGUGCUUCUUCUGAUCGUUUUGUUUUCAGUGUUGUCCAACCUGAAUGGUCCCUUCCUUGUGGCGGUAUACGUGUACAAUGUAUACAAGGCCGGUUUCGUUGAUCUUAUCUGUGUAUUUAACACCAUCGUUAUUCUCAACUCGUCCAUAAAUUUCAUCAUUUAUGGUGUAGUUGGGAUGAGAUUUCGGAAAAUCUUGAUCAAGAUAUUGAAACAAGCAUACUACAAAGUGCUUAGGAAAAAUGCACCCGCCAAAGAUAAAUCUAGACCAAUGAGAGACGAGAAUGCUUCAAGCGACAACGGCUUGGAGUUGACAUUAAACGACACUUCUGUUUACAAAGGGAUUUAGGUCGGUGAUAGUAAAAUCAGCGCGACUACCUGUUACCACAUUUUGUCUACAGUAAAUUAUUGGAUAUUAUUCAGAUAACACCUAAUUCUGUUCCUUCUUCCAUUACAACAUUGGAAUAAGAUUGUACAACAGAAACACAAGUACAUAACAUAUAAUCAUACAACUUUUGUGUUAGAUACAGUAGAGCAAAAACAAUGGAUUUUACAACUGUUUCGUCCUUUUAGGACUCGUCAAUGAUGCUAAGCCUAAAUUUUGAUGCCAAGGAGUUGACUGUGGGUAAUCCAAAGUGAUCGAAAGAAAAGUCAAAAUCUAGAUGGAGUAAAACGUGACAUGCAUCUUAUAGCAAACCUCGGGGACUAAAGGUCUCCAGCAGGGUCUCUCACCUGCAAUUUUAAAGAUUGUACAUAACUCAUAAAAGUGAAUAAUACAUUUUAACACAAAUUUAUUAGAAGAGUUCCUUUUGUUAAAAUAAAUCAUAAUAUCAAAGACUGUAUAAAAGGCGCGCAAGUGAAUAUCACCUUUUCAUGUAUAAACUAAUGGUACUAACAUUGUAUAUUGUUUAUUGUGUAUUUUUGUUAGUUAUAUUCUAACUCAACCUUUCGUUGAUAAUUAGUAACUUAUUCUCAGUGUUUUAAUGUUUGGUGAGUAUAGGUUAGUUUAACAGAAUGGUCCAGGUGUAAAGUGUUGGUGGUUGGACCAUAAUUCUAGAUCGUUACCUUUAAACAUUUUUUUCUAAUACGUAUUGAAUUAUACCAUGGAAAAUAUGACCUUAAUUAAUGUCUAAAAAAAUGAAGUUUAUAAAAUGGUCGGUUAUAUCAUGGAGACCGUAUACCGCAGUUUAAAGUAAAUUUGAUAAUAGAUUAACAUAAACAUUAUAUCCCGGAAAUGAAUAAUUUACUGGGAAGGGAAAACAUGACGCACUUAUUGAUUCCUCUCAUUAUAUCCAUAAUAAACACUCAUGGCCCAAUAUUCCUGUCAGUAUGGAGGAGCAAGUGUACCGUAAGUGUAUUAAUUCAGUUAAAAUAUUUCUAAAUUUUACAGAUCAGAUUAUUUUGUAUUUUGAAUUAUAUACCAAAUUAAGUAAGAGUUAUCUCCCUUCUAAGGUUUCUCUGUGUAUAUAUCUGUAUGUGUGUGUCAGGGUGUGUAUGGGAGAGAGGGUGUGUAUGUGCGUGUGAGGGUGUGUGUAUAUAUGUAUGUCUAUAUGUGUGUUUGUAUGUAUGUAUCCACUGUAAGUUACUGUAUGUUAUACAUGUACAUGUAAGUAUGUAGGUUUGUGAGUGUGAAAGAGAGGGAGUAUGUAUGUGUGUUUGAAUCUGAUCAGUGUAACUGUAAUUAACCACCUGUGUUGUCCCAGGAGAAGACUUAUAUAGGCACUAGCCUGCUGUCUAAUCCUAUUAAUACUUUGUAUUAAUAAAAUGUUUUGAAAUGAAAUAAACUUC
Messenger RNA from Ylistrum balloti, 2678 nucleotides. RefSeq names its product FMRFamide receptor-like. Gene Ontology annotation, biological process: G protein-coupled receptor signaling pathway. Gene Ontology annotation, cellular component: membrane. Gene Ontology annotation, molecular function: G protein-coupled peptide receptor activity. Lineage: Eukaryota; Metazoa; Mollusca; Bivalvia; Pectinida; Pectinidae. The transcript has 2 exons. The record is from RefSeq and is a predicted model, not a curated record. The coding region runs from base 76 to 1239 and encodes 387 amino acids.